GAUCGACGGUGGAACGGUGGUGGAACGCGACGACGAGGACCGACGGUGGAACGCGACGACGUGAGAGAAGAAGGCGCCAGCGACCUACGUGUAUAAUAUAUGGCAUCUCAAUCAUUCUCUUCGACACAAAGAAGAAAUGGGAUUGCUGAUGGAAGGCUCUGUACUUGCGGCCUUACCCCAGCCCUAAAGACUUCAUGGUCCAGUAGUAAUUAUGGACGAAGAUAUUUUCAAUGUCCUUUGAAGGCUUGUGGGUAUUAUGAUUGGCUUGAUCCCCCUGUGCAUGGGCAAGUUGUUGAAGCCCCCAUGACUGCUGCUGUGACUCCUGGUCAAGUUGUUCAAGCCCCCAUGACUGCUGCUGUGACUCCUGGUCAAGUUGAUGAUUGCUUUGAAGGAUUAAAGAGGGCAGAAGCUUUGAUCUUUGACUACAAGAGAAGGGAACAAAUGUAUUUCAUUGUUGUUGUUGUCUCUUUGGUAGUUGUUGUGCUACUUAUUUUGUUUAAGUGA
Messenger RNA from Lotus japonicus, 504 nucleotides. RefSeq lists its product as uncharacterized. The coding region runs from base 100 to 504 and encodes 134 amino acids. Gene Ontology annotation, molecular function: zinc ion binding. NCBI's taxonomy places the organism in Eukaryota, Viridiplantae, Streptophyta, Magnoliopsida, Fabales, Fabaceae. The transcript is spliced from 3 exons. The record is from RefSeq and is a predicted model, not a curated record.